AUUAUUACAGUAACAAUGAAACCAUCUUUCAAGAAACAAGAAGAAUAAUUAUUGCCAUAAUGCAAAAGAUUGUAUACGACGAGUUUUUGGCCUCCGUAUUCUCUACUAGUGGACUAAAGAAAUACCAACUAGAGAGUUCGGCAAGAUAUGUUUAUGAACCAAAUACAAACCCGACCAUGCUGAACGCAUUUGGAAUCGCUUACAGAGUUGGACAUACAUGGAUUCCACAGGCAAUGCGCCUUUUCGACAGAUCGUUACAGAAAAUUUACGAUCCGAAUUUCAACCGUAAAACAGAAGACACAUUUAACAACCCAGACUUGACAUUUCAACCUUUAGCUUUUGAGAGAUUGGCAUAUUACAUGUCUGGAAGCCAGUCUCCAAACACAGACAGAAUCAUUGAAGAAGCUGUGAGGAGUCGUCUAUUUAUAGAUAGAGAUAAUGAUAUAGCAUUUGACCUUGCUGCACUGAACAUCCAAAGAGGACGUGAUCACGGACUUCCGUCUUAUAACGAGUACAGGAAGUGGUGCGGCCUAUCGUCUGUCAGCAGAUACUGGAACUAUUAUGGCGGGAAUUCUGGUUUAGUUGACCACUCGUAUAAAGCCAGAACAAAGUUAAAAUUGGCUGGAUACAGGUCCCCGCUAGAUAUUGAUCUUUUUCCUGGUGGGUUAACGGAGACGCCUGUGACAGGAGGACAAUUUGGUCCCACGUUUGAGUGUAUAAUAGGAAGGCAAUUCCGGCGGUUGAAAUAUGGUGACCGGUUCUGGUACCAGAACAGAGACGCUCGAUUCACAGACAGACAAAUCUUAGCUAUCCAGAAUUACUCAUUAUCAGGAAUAUUAUGUAACAACUACAACUUUGAUAUGGUUCAUUUUCCUAGUGCGUUUCUAUCAAAAACAAACACAUUGAAUCCAUACGGUCAGCGUACUCUUGGAACACACGGUUGGUUCUUUCCUUAUUAUCCACCGACAAAUGGAAAAAGUACCUUGACACCAUGCAACAAAGUUCCCGACCUUGAUUUAUCUAUUUUCAAACCAAGAUUUGCAACAAAGUCAUUCUCGACAGUCAUGGGGACAAAUCAGCUAGACAGCUCAAGCAAAUCCAAAGGAAUGGAAUCACGUGUUGGCACAGACGAGGAGCUCAUUGAGGAGUUAUAUGAGGAAAUUUUUUAAAAAGACCAUAUCAAUUAAACAAACCAGAUUAAAUAGGCGAAGCCAUACUACAUUCAACAUUAUAUGCCUUACUUUCAAUAGCACCUUGUACUUUUCUGAUAUGCUCUAUAUUUAAUCACAUUCAUUGAAUCCAAAACCUUUUACUGUAACUGAAAAAUGACAUAAACUAUCUAGAAAAAAUAUUAAAAAAAGGUGACACAGAAUAGCAAACGAUUUUUUUUUAAUUCUUCAGGAUUCCUAUUUAUAUUUCCGGUUUUACUUCAUUUGCUAAUAUAAUAUAAAACUUAUUAACCUUUUCGACGCUAUAUUAAACUAACCAAUUUAUUAUUUGCAGGGAAAUGUUCAAAAUUUGUACUAACAGUAUAGUGAAUAGUGUAAAGUUAAAAAAUGGCUACUGUUUUAUGAAGUUAAUCAAAACUUAACACUUAUGUUAUUUUGAUAAAAUCUGCUCAAAUAAAUACAACAUCCGGCAUGACAACAAAUCGGCUGGCAAGAAUUCAGUCAUAAAUGUAUAACUUUGGCAACAGGAAAUGCAUAACUAAUUCAGUGUCAUUUUAAAAAAGUCAACCAUAAAAUAAAUAUUCUAAAAAAUGUGCUUUUAUUCGCCUGUAAACAUGUACAUACGUCUGCUUAAUAAUAAAAUAGCUUCAUUUGCAUGAUUA
Molecule: messenger RNA, 1831 nt
Organism: Ruditapes philippinarum (Manila clam)
Lineage: Eukaryota; Metazoa; Mollusca; Bivalvia; Venerida; Veneridae
Product: peroxidase-like protein 3
Biological process (GO): response to oxidative stress
Molecular function (GO): peroxidase activity; heme binding
Source: RefSeq, a predicted model, not a curated record